AUGAGGGGUAGCGGUCGACGGGGUCAAACGGCCAGUGGGUGGUGGGGUGGUGCGACGCAAAGCACCGAGGAUUGGAGGAAAGAUGAGGCAGAAGGCCAGGGACUACGGUGGUCACGUGACCUUCCAACACAGCCCUAUUACACACUCUCCAGUUCAUCUUUGCAGAAAGUCAACGGACUCGAGUUUGGACGCUACAACACUAAAGCAGUGAACCUCACGCUUCCGAGUCUCGCAUCUGUGGAUAUCUCGGUUGAUAUAGGGGUUCUCGCCUACAAUCUCACCUACCUGGAUAUCACGAGUCUGGACUCCGCGCACAGCAUUACUAUUGGCCCCCCGAACCUCACCACACUCCACCAUACAGGGUUACGCAAUGUGACCACCCUGUAUAUUCACCCGAUGCUGAUUGACUCACUCGAUACUUUGACCGACAAUCCGCUCAAUCUAAGUCAAACUUACAUUCGAGGUCUAUUCCCGAAUGUUAACAACAUUGCUAUUGGAUUCACAUCUGCCGACUACAUCCAUAUCUAUGACAACUCAGCUCUCACACUAGGAGGCUCCUCGACAAUGGAGAUGACCAUCAAAGAAAUAUUCAUUGGUGGUGUUACGGAUCUUAAGCGGAACGCACAGCUUAAGACACUCAAGAUUGAUAGUAUUGAGCUAUCGGGCGGCACUCCUAUUGAUCAUCUAGGAAUACCAUUCGAUAAUCUCCGCUCUCUCAAAAUCUGGAGGGGAUUUGAGGGGACACGUGCCCUGAAAUCUAUCACUCUUCCCCCCAAAGCCAUGAAUUGGACAGGUGGCUUUGAACUCGACAUUUCAGGUGCUCCCAAUCUAAAUUGGACCUCGAUUUACGGUGCCGACGACCAAGGUAAUCGCAUUCAGACUUGGUACUGGCCAAAAAAUGUCUCGUCGAUUUACCUUUCCGGCGUCAUGAUAGGAAAUGCAUUCUUCGAUCCCUUUGUUGCCCAGCAAAUGGGCCCGUUGAACAGUCAGUUUCCUCCUUCGGUCUUGACUUACUUUGGGGUUAGCCCAUCGCUCAACUCUACGAGUUUCAACUGCACGCCAUUCGUUGAGCUCCAGAGUAUGGGUCGAUUGCCGAACCGUGAAUUGACGUUCAGUUGCCGUGAUUCGAAGCCGCCUGCUAGCGGUGCUAUUCCUGGUCAUCCGGCAAUUCCCUUCGGCCUUGUGAGUGCCGUUGUGGGGAUUUGGAUCUGGAUGCUAUGA
Penicillium crustosum is the source of this 1221-nucleotide messenger RNA. RefSeq lists its product as uncharacterized. The record is from RefSeq and is a predicted model, not a curated record. Bases 1 to 1221 code for a protein of 406 amino acids. The transcript has 5 exons. NCBI's taxonomy places the organism in Eukaryota, Fungi, Ascomycota, Eurotiomycetes, Eurotiales, Aspergillaceae.